CGCCACGUUACACGGCCGCUCUCUGCUUCUUCGUCUUCUUCUUCGCCGUUGUCUCUGAUUCACCUGAGCGAGAGAGAGAGAAUGACGCCCGAGAGUCUUAUCGCAUCGGCUUCGAUCAACAUAGCGCUCGCCUUCAUGAUCCUAUGGCUCUUUUCCAUCCUCAAGAAGCAGCCUCGCAACUCCGUCAUCUACUUCGCUCGCCGCCUCUCCGACCACCGGACUCCUCCGCCGGAAUUCCACGCCUCUCUCUCCCUCUUUCGCUUCCUCCCCUCCGUUGAGUGGAUUCCACGCGCCUUCCGCGUUCAUGAGGACGAGAUCCUCCGUCGCCAUGGCCUCGAUGCCCUAGUCGUCAUCAGGCUCUUCAAGUUCGGCAUCAGAUUCUUCCUCUUGUGCUCUUUCCUUGGAGUAUCACUACUUCUUCCGGUUGAUUAUUACAAUGAAUCAGAUGUAUCGACGAGGAGCUACUAUUCUAUGGAUUCGUUUACUAUAUCGAAUGUCAGGCGCGGUUCUAACAAAUUGUGGGUGCAUUUCUCGUGCUUGUGGCUGAUAUCGUUCUAUGCAUUGUACUUGCUGUACAAGGAGUAUAAGGAUAUUCUUUUGAAAAGGCUUCAACAGAUGCGGGAGCUUAGGCAUCGUGCUGACCAUUUCACCGUUCUUGUCCGGCAAAUUCCCCUGUGCAAUGAACACAAGACUCGUGGGUGCGGUGUUGAUCACUUCUUCUCUAAACAUCAUCCUUUCAGUUAUCAUUCGUAUCAAAUGUUAUAUAACGGGAAAGAUCUUGAAUAUCUUUUGGGAAAGGAAAAGAAGCUUAAGAAACAGAUUGAAGACAUGAGGCAGAAGGAUGGAAACUUUUCACGUGCGGCACACAAUCAGAAGCAAGUAUCCAUCUAUGAUGAAAAGCUUCGGGAAAUUUCCCACAAGAUUUGCCACCUACAAAGCGAAAUUAUGCUCAAAGAGAAGGAAUUACCAGUCGCAUUUGUCUCUUUCAAAUCUCGGAGGGGUGCUGCACUUGCUGCCCAAACACAGCAGCACUCAAAUCCACUAGAACUGAUCACUGAAAUGGCUCCUGAACCCAGUGAUGUAUCGUGGAGAAAUCUGGCUAUUCCACAAAAGAUCUUACCUCUGAACAAAGUUGGAGUCGUCCUUGCAGCAGCACUUCUUAUAAUUUUCUUUGCCAUUCCAGUCACAGCUGUCCAGGGAAUCGCAAAGUAUGAGAAGCUUAAGAAAUGGUUUCCCCCAGCCAUGGCUAUUGAAUUCAUACCAGGGCUCAGCUCAAUCGUGACAGGUUACCUCCCAAGCGCUAUAUUAAAAGGUUUCAUGUAUAUCGUUCCUUAUGCUAUGCUUGGGAUGGCCUACAUUGGUGGUUCUAUUUCAAAGAGCAGAGAAGAGAUAAAGGCUUGCAAUAUGGUAUUCUAUUUCCUUAUGGGAAAUGUUUUCUUCUUGAGUCUCAUCUCUGGUUCAUUACUCGAUGAAAUUGGGGAAUCUCUCUCUCAUCCUCGGGACAUUCCUAGUCAUCUCGCUGCCGCUGUUUCAGCUCAGGCAGAUUUUUUCAUGACAUACAUAUUGACUGAUGGGCUGUCCGGGUUUUCUUUGGAGACUCUUCAGUUCGGGUUGUUAACAUGGGAUUUUAUAAGAUCCAACACAUAUGCAAGGGGAAAGGAGAGAACCCCUUAUCUCUUUUCCUUCCCAUAUUUCCGGGUCAUUCCCACAGUUGCCUUUUCGAUACUGAUCGGUAUGGUAUAUGCAGUGGUUGCCCCGUUGUUACUUCCGUUCUUGGUUGGCUACUUCUACCUCGGAUAUAUCGUCUACAUCAACCAGAUGGAAGAUGUGUACGCUAUCACUUAUGACACUUGCGGUCGGUUCUGGCCAUUUAUCCAUCACUCUAUCUUCGUCUCUAUCAUUCUUAUGCAAGUCACUAUGGUCGGUCUGUUUGGGCUGAAGUCGAAGCCAUCUGCAUCAAUUGCUACUAUACCACUCAUUUUAAUCACAAUAGGGUUCAAUGAGUACUGCAAGAUCCGUUUUCUCCCAUCGUUUAAGCAUUUCCCGAUACAGACCGCGGUUGAAAUCGACGAGCUGGACGAGGAGAAUGGUGCGAUGGAAGUGCAUUACCUCGAUGCAGCCAACGCAUACAACCGGCUCCAACCUUGCUUGGAGCGUACAGCUUCAAUGGCUUCUCCUGCGAGUUUUAGCCAACCCUUACUAGUAGGUACAGACUCCAUCUGAGAGCAAAAGCCGAGUUCUUUCUUUUAAAUCUUAAUCUCUGAAUAUAGUUUGAUUUUGCUUAGAAUUCUGAACUUAUAAUCAGGAUGUGGAAUUUUGAAGCUUGUCCUCAUCUUGUUUACUUGAACAAUGUAAAAGGUUCGAUAAUAUGCAAUUAUACAAUCGUUUUAUUGCUUU
This is a messenger RNA of Tarenaya hassleriana, 2397 nucleotides long. Its product is annotated as CSC1-like protein At3g54510. The transcript is spliced from 10 exons. NCBI's taxonomy places the organism in Eukaryota, Viridiplantae, Streptophyta, Magnoliopsida, Brassicales, Cleomaceae. The coding region runs from base 82 to 2223 and encodes 713 amino acids. Gene Ontology annotation, cellular component: plasma membrane. The record is from RefSeq and is a predicted model, not a curated record. Gene Ontology annotation, molecular function: calcium-activated cation channel activity.